AUGGACAGAAUACAAUUUAUAAGGCUUCUAAGUAAUCCUGAGUAUCUCACUAGCAUCCACCCAGCCAUCUCCAACGCUAUCACUCUCAACGUCAUCGACUCUCACACAAAGUUGAUACGCGUCUUUAUUUCCUCUGGUUGGACUAAAUCUAUAAAAUACAGUGAUAUUAUUAUAACCAUCUUUUACAAUCAACACUCUGUCAUCUCUGUAGCCACUUCAAUCGAUCCUCAAUCUGAAGAACCCUAUCAAUACGCUCAAAUUCCUCUUUUAGCGUGGUCUGCGGAGUUUAAUCGCCAUUCCACCAAGAUAAAUCACUACUGGCAGUGGAAUAUCAAAAAUCACUCAAAUACUGGCUCAAUCAUGUCAAAUCUGGUUGAUUUAAUGGCGAAUUCAAGUGAUAUCCCCCUGUUGAACUCGUUUGACCAUCUCAAUAUCAAUAAUUACUCUAUUGACAAUCAAAGAGAUUGCUUAUCGUUUCAAGUUAACGUUGAAAAUCACUCUGACUCCUCCCCUCAUCUUUCUUUGGUCGUUUUAGCUGAUUUCGCUUGGGAUUUACUCACAUCCAGUGAUUGUAACGCGCAAAUCUCAAAUCAUUCUUCUUUACUACUCAUCCAAAUCCAUUUCACUCACUCCACCUCCCUUUCCAUAGAAAAAACUACCGGUCCUCCUUCUUCUGUACGAUUUAAUGGCAUAAUCAAGCCCAUCUCUAUCUCCAACGAUCCUAUACUCAAUGAGGCCCUCCCAAAAUCAUCUGCCCACAAGUUCCAUGCCAAUUCGAUCAUGAACCAGCUAUCCAACUCCAGCAAGCAGGAGGAAUCGGCCUUGACUGAACAUUCCUCACAAUCCACUUCCAAUUCCUCUUUACGUUCAUCCUCACGUACACCCUCCCAAGCUACCGAGAUCGCUUCUAUCAUUCGUCAUAAUUACACCUACUUCUCCAGUUUGCUUCAAGAACCAGAGCCAAAGUGGAAGCACGUGAGCGAUACCAAGGGUGUCUCUAUCACUCAACUCGAUACUAUCGACCCUGCAGUUGUUUUGUAUCGUGGUCAAGCAACAUUUAUCGGCGUUAACAUUUUUGAUAUCUUUGCAGUCUUUGAAUCGUACGGCUCAAGGGUUUUUUGGGACAAAACGUUCGAGGAUGCAACUUUGCUUGAGGAUAUCAACAACGCUUCUUUUCUUUGGUAUUUGAAAACUAAGCCAGUCUGGCCAGCUAAUGCCAGAGACAAUGUCCUAGUAACGACUUCAUACAAAUCAAUGGCUAGCAUACACUGCUUCGGUUUCACAGCCCACGACUCUUCUCUAUUCCCCACAAUCCCACCUAUCAAGCCAAAUCUCAUACGAUCUCAAACCGACUUGUCAGGUGUAGCUAUUGAGAGUCUAUCGCCUACAACGGUCCAGGUGACUGUACUGGAGCAGAGUGAUCCAAAGGGAUGGCAGAACAAGUCUGGUAUUCCCCAAAUCCUCACUCAACAGAUCUCGGGAGUUGGAGAGUUUGCUAUUAAGUAUGGAGGCCCUCCAAUACUGACGGAUAUCACCAACGCGCGCACACUCAUGAGUCACUACGACCACGAGAAAGCCAACUACAAGUUGGAAUAUGAAAUGAUUCUGCCAUUCGACACUCUCGUACCGGUGCAAUCAGAAGAGGAGCUGCAUCCAAAUAGGUCCAAGGAGCCAUUCACUAUCACUUGCUUGCUUCGUUGCGACUUGGAUAGGUGGGCGAACAGCAUUGAUAUAAUUAUUGAUCCUCCUGCGACUAAUGUCGAGUGCAUAAAACGUCAUAGACUCAGCGCCCGAGGCGGAGGACUGUGGAUUGCCAUCAAACACCAAAUCGACCCAUCUAAUGAGCAGUACGAUAUUAUGGACUCGAAGCUAGCAGUGAAUAUAUUAAGGAGCAAAAAGGAUAAAGAUCGUGGUAGUGUUUACGUCAACGGAAUGAAAGAGACCAUAAAUAAUGAAGAGAUGUCUGAAGAAUCUAUUGCAAAAUUGAAAGCAAUGAAAAGACAUCCACCAGCUUGUGUGCCUCUCGACACACUUGCUGAGAGGCAUCUCGAAGUGAAUGACAUAGAUCCAGUUGAAGGUUGGUUGGAUUUGGAGAAGAAGGAGGUAGAUGUCAAGUUAUUGUCAUCGUCAUCGUCAGUGCCAGCGUCAGCGUCAAAUUCAACAUCAGCUUCUACAUCAGUCGCACCUAUGAAUAUACCUAACUCGGCAUCAGCUGAUAAAGAAGUAGCUUCUAGGUACACAUCUAAGAUGGGCAGUAUCCCCGAAGCGCCUUCUAUCAAGGAAGAUUCCAGUAUACUCUCACAGAAUUUUAAUCAAGAUGCCACUAAGCACAAGGAGCCAAUGAGACGCGCACUCGAUUCAUUGAGUUGGACAAGAAGAAUACAUGAGGAUCUUAAUACUAACACACAUACAACUUCGUCAGCCUUAAAGAACACACUUACAUCACAAAAGCAGCAAUUAUAUGGAUCGAGCGUGUCAACAAGUGGCAGUAUUGCCAGUAAUAACUCCAACACAGAUCUACUAUCAACGGAUGGCUCAAAAAAUACCAACUGGAACGUUAUAUUUGAAAAGGAUGAUCUCACAAUAAAGAGAAAAAUAUUCCACGCACUAUCGAAUGAUGUCCCAGUGCAAGUUGGUCAGCGUGUCAUUGAAGGGUGGAGUGUUAACGAAGUAGCUUCGGCUAUACAUUCCUCAUACAUUUCAAAGUCGUUCAAGGAUGGGAAGAAUUGGGACAAUGAGCGAAUUGCACACAAUGAUGUACUUGAGGUGUAUGCCAGUGGAAGUUUCAGCUCACACCUCACUCUCAAAACGACGUUCCCAUUCAAAGACAGAGCUUUCUUUACGUCCACCAUCACCAGCAACAUUAACGGAAAGUGCUAUAUAACGUCAGCAAGCAUUGACCCAUCACUACUCUCGUCUCACAAUUUCAAUGGUGAAAGUUUGAAUAGCGGAAAGCUCCCAUAUGGUAGAGUGCUGAUCGACAGCUGGGUGUUGGAAGAGAUAGAUCCAUACAGUACCGAGAAAUUACUAAUACCAUCGACGACAGUGAAUCAUUACGUCGCUGUAGACUACCGUGGCAAUGUGCCAUCGACCGUCAACAACCUGUGCAACACACUAAGUGUGAAGGUGCUCAACAAUUUAGACCAAUUUUUGAAGAACAAUGGUCCACCACUGAGUGUAUUAAAGCCUACGCAGAGAUUCACUCUGAACAAGAACAGCGAGAUUCCGGACGAAGUGAGUCUGAAGGAAGGGGAGUUGAGCUGGGUGAUAGACGGACAGAACAAAGGGGAAGGUGGGUUCGUUGCGUCAAAUACAUACGACGGGGAGCACCAUCUUCAAUUUGGGCAUGCGCUGUUGAGUGAAGAGGAGAUAGCAGCACAGGCUGGUGUGCACGAGCUGGAGGAGAAGGAUGACCCAUUGGAUGAUAUAGACAUCGAUCAAGUCUCAUCUGCGCUUCCGGAGAGACUAGUCGAGCAGCAGCAGCAGCAGAAUUCGAAUUCUCAUACCAAUUCGCAAGCACAGUCUCGCAUCGUCACUCCAUCAAACCUUGCAAAGAGAGCUUCGUCAAUGUCGCUGCGAGUCUCGCCAGGACUGGGCCAGGUGAAAGGAAUGAGCGGGUCGUCGACUGCCACCCUCCGUAGGAGCGACUAUAAGAACAAUGAUGACAAUCUCUUGCAAGCAUUGCGUUUUGGUAAGGACUACAUACUCGCUGAAGUGGUAAUCGACUUGCAGCUGUAUUCUGGAGGAGUGAAUAUGAAUUUCGAGUCGGUAGUCAGCAAUGAGAGGCUUCCUUUGUCUUUACAACACGAUAAUCGAGAUAUUAGGGAUGACGCCACAGUUGCUGUCAACAUGCACAAUCUCACAUCGGCCCUGGAUCCUGCCAGAGUGAGGCACAAGCAGCUGCUCAGACUGGUGCUGAGGUGCGGUAGCCUCGAUGAUGGCGUCAGACUGAACCUGCUCAACCACCACAAAUUGAUAACGACACUCACACUCGGCUGCAGCGACGGCCUUACGCCUGAGAAAGAGUUUCUCUGCAAUGGUAACACUACAGCUGUUCAGACGGAGAAGCUGUCGAUGCAAGACUUGCUAGACGGCGUCAAGUGCGAUAUGCUUGACUGUGUUUCGUUGUCUAAUUCGAAUGGCGACACUGCAGUCCCGCCAGGCCUUCUCAACCCGCUCUCCGUCUCUCGCAGGCAUAUCAGGGGUGCAGAGCGGGAGGGGCAAGCGGAGCAAAGUGAGUUGUCUGAGGCAAAAGCUGCAGUGGGAGCCAGCGAAGCGAAGGAGGUAGUCGAUGGUGAUACAUCUGAGGGCGAGAUUGUUCAGAGCAACUCGCUUAUGUCUAUAUUCGGCACGAAUUCCAACGUGUUCUCCACCUGGGCCCCACCAUCAUUCCCAUCACUCCAGUCUCUCUUCAACAUUAGCACUAGCAAGACGGCCACACCUGAGAAGAAAGAGGACGAAAAGACCGAUAUAGCUGAAGAAGCUCGCAGCGCUUCCUCAAGUCCUUCUCCAGAGACGUACCAGACUCCUGAGGGCGUACAAUCACCAGCUGCACCUGAGUCUUUGUCUCCUCCCGCUCACACGCUCCAGGCAGCUGGAGCUGGACAUGGAGUUGUAGAUGUUGUAAGUGCAACUGCCCAUGGCACAAGACACAACUACACACUCAAGUCGCUCGGUUUGGUCUUCCUCCUCACGGCCAUCACCUUCUUCCUCCUUGGCUGUCUCCUCAGAUCUCUAACUCUGCCUGACGACUAUGUGGUGUAUGUACACAACAAUGUCGUCAACUUUGACCGACUGGCGAACUUGAUUAACUACAAGGUCUUCACAAAGUUGCUCCAGCUCAAGAUACCCUUUAUGAAUACAAAUGUAAUAAUAGGUCUCGCGUGA
This is a messenger RNA of Wallemia ichthyophaga EXF-994, 4887 nucleotides long. RefSeq lists its product as uncharacterized. Bases 1 to 4887 code for a protein of 1628 amino acids. The transcript has 4 exons. Gene Ontology annotation, molecular function: lipid binding. The record is from RefSeq and is a predicted model, not a curated record. Lineage: Eukaryota; Fungi; Basidiomycota; Wallemiomycetes; Wallemiales; Wallemiaceae.